Molecule: messenger RNA, 1638 nt
Organism: Nerophis lumbriciformis (worm pipefish)
Lineage: Eukaryota; Metazoa; Chordata; Actinopteri; Syngnathiformes; Syngnathidae
Source: RefSeq, a predicted model, not a curated record
AUGGAGGAAGAAAAGGGAGAAGACACGUUCUUUCCAAGAAGGAGAAGUUUUACUUUCGGUGCGUAUGGAAGAACGGAACCUGCGGACAACAACACAAUGGACAUCUUGGACUGCCUUGUCAAUGACACCAAACCAGGCCUGUCUGCCAGCAUCAGCCAGAAAGACACAGAGCUGUUUGAAAUAAUUGAAAAAUUGCAGGGCAGCAGACUUGAUGAGCAACGAUGUGAAUUCCCCCUGCCUCUUAAGUCUCAGUUUUUGACCAUAGGUGGAGAGCUGCCAAUCAUCCUCCCUUCAAAGCUAGGGCGCUACUGGAUAGAUCCUCCUUUGCAUAGGCUUGCAGACAUCAGUCCCACCUCCUCCCAUUACAGCUUUAGAGCAGACAGCAACGAACUCAUGGAAAGGGAUGGCGAAGCCAAAAUCUACCAUGACUUCUUUCGCUCACGGUAUCACCAUUCAUUCACAGCAGUGGAUCCAACAUUAGGCCCAUUAGUUCUAUCUGUGUGUUUGGAGGAAGAAGAUAAUAGGAUGCGAGUCAUACUAAGAAUGAAAGAGUACACACGACAUGGCGUUUUCUCUCUGUCGCUUUUUUCCGGCAUUCCGUCUGCUGUAGAACUAGCAAAGAUGCUGUGUGACAGAGUGACUGUGUCAAAAUUUGAAGCAGUCACCUACCUCAAGGCCCCGGGACUAAUAAGUGCAUUUGAUGAACAUAGAAUGUCUUCCAAUUUCAAGUUUGGCGUAUUAUACCAAAAGGAGAAUCAGUUUACUGAGGAGGACAUACUCGGUAACGACGAGGAAAGUGCUGAGUUUACUGAGUUUCUCUCUAUCUUGGGAGACACGGUUCAACUUCAUGGCUUCACUGGGUUCAGAGGAGGUCUUGAUGUGUGUCACGGCCAGACAGGAAGUGAGGCCAUCUUCACUUCCUUUCACGGCAGAGAAGUCAUGUUCCAUGUAGCGACUAAAUUGCCAUUCACAGAGGGUGAUCCCCAGCAGCUGCAAAGAAAGAGACACAUUGGUAAUGAUAUUGUGGCGCUGGUUUACCAGGAGGGUUCAACUCCUUUCCUUGCUGAUGUCAUUAAGUCACACUUCCUGCACUGCUUUAUUGUGGUCCGGAGGGUUCAGAGUGGGAAGACCGACGAUACUGGCCAAACUGCAUAUCAGAUAUCUGUAACAGCCAGAGAGGAUGUUCCUCUAUUUGGUCCCAUCCUUCCAGAUCCUCCAAUCUUUACAGAUCACUCCCUACUGAGAGAAUUCCUCCUGACCAAACUCAUCAAUGCAGAGAUUUCCUGCUAUAAAGCUGAGCAGUUCAGCAGGCUGGAGCUGCGCACUCGUUCAUCACUUCUGGAGAGUCUGCUGGCAGAACUCUCCACCCGUUCGCACUGCAUGCUGGGAGAUUCGUUAUCCUCUCUCCCCACUGCUGAGAGUGUCAGAGGGGCAUCUGAAAGCAGCGGGGGAUUCAUAGAGAACUUUAAGAGGGCCAUCAGAGUGCGGAGUCAUUCCUUCGAGACCCUCGGAGUGCCGAGGAAGAUCAGUGGCAUUUCAGUACAGAAACCAAAGGCAGACAAGGAUUCAGAGAGUGAAAGCAUGGCACCAGAUCCAGCAAGUCCUCAAGAGGAGGCAAAGAAGAACUCAUCAUUAUAG